Messenger RNA from Aspergillus mulundensis, 1665 nucleotides. RefSeq lists its product as uncharacterized. Lineage: Eukaryota; Fungi; Ascomycota; Eurotiomycetes; Eurotiales; Aspergillaceae. The transcript has a single exon. The coding region runs from base 1 to 1665 and encodes 554 amino acids. The record is from RefSeq and is a predicted model, not a curated record.
AUGGACUUCUACGGCACAGCCUGCACUGCCAUCGAGCAAGCCUACAAAGUCACUGUUUUCAUCAAAGGCAUCAUCGACGAUGUCAAGUCUUUCGAUGAUGACCGGCUGGCAAUGCGACUCACCUUGAACACCCAGUUGUCAACCCUGCGCACCUUCCAGCGCCUUUUCGUGGACCCCGAGCGCGGUCUGCUUCUACCAGGGAAGGCCGAUCCUUUUGUCGCUCAGAACGUCAUCGACCUCCUUAUGCAAAUGCGCCAGUCACUCGCUCAGUACGAACUAAUCGCUAUCAAAUACGGCCUGGCGACAACGGAGAUAGAUGCUUUGGCACUGGACGAGAGGACCGAGGGCUCGCUUCUUCAACGCGCCAAGAGCAAGGCCAUGUCGCUGAUGAGAGUCGCCUACGACUGGUCGCUUUUUGACAAGAAGAAGUUGGAGAGGCUUUUGGAAGAGUACACCAAGUGGACGACCGCCCUGCGUGACCAGAUGCAGCUUUUCGGACUGGAGAUACUGGUUCGAGGCACUGAGGACGACAAGAAAGAACUCAACGCAAUUGGCCUCGGGCCUGUGGUUCAGCGCCAAAAAAUGGUUGAUGCGCAUGCUCCGGACGGUUUCCAAGACCUCCAAGGAGAGAUCAAGGUUGCGGAGUACGCAGCAAAUGGUUCUUUUCAGUUUGGACACUGGACAGAAGCCGGCGGGGCUUCAAGCACCGCCGUUAUUGUGGAGUAUCAUGAGUAUCCGAAGAAGUUGCGGAGGGAUGGCCUUGACCCUGACGAGAUCGCGAAACUGAAAGCCCCCAUCCGCGAUCUGGCCUGGUUAUUGAAAAACAGCACUUUUGGUAGUCGCAAGUCCAAGAGCGAACCCGAGCAAUUGGCGCCUCCGAAGAUAUAUGCAUUAGAGUGCCUGGGAUAUAUCGAUCAACCAUUCGAAGACCGACAUAUGUUCCUCUACCGUCUGCCCACGCCCCAAGACGUCGAAAUGCAGAGCCUCAUCACCCUGCAUUCCUACAUCAAUGCUGGCGAUGGCGACGCAAAACGCACCAAGCCGACGCUCAAUGAUCGCUUUACCAUGGCACACUGUCUGGCGAUCACCGUGCAAAACAUCCACGCCUCAAGAUGGCUGCACAAGAACAUCUGGAGCCGCGGCAUCCUCCUCUUCCUCGACACGCCAACGGGCGUCCAAGUCUCAGAGCUCCAAAAACAUCGCAUAGUCCCAAACAGCAAGAACCGGAUCCACGCAUACCUGAGUGACUGGGGGUACGCACGCUCCGAAACACAAGGCACGGCCAUGGCCGCCGACUUCGACGCUGAGCCGAACCUGUAUCGGCAUCCCGAUCGGCAAGGCGACCCCGACAAGCCGUUCCAGCGGGGCCACGACAUUUACUCGCUAGGCGUCGUGCUCCUCGAGAUCGGUCUGUGGGUUACAAUGUCUCGACUGAUGCGGAGCAGGAUCAGCGAGACGAAGCGGACGGGACGUUUGCCCAAGGACAAGGAAGUUCUUGCAGAGCUUGUCGCGUGGGCAAAGCAGAAACUUCCGACCGAGAUGGGCUAUGGGUAUUCACAGGCUGUUUUGAGUUGCCUUAAGGGAGAUUUCGGUCAGGGGGAUGCAGAGCUUGCGCUGAAUUUCCAGAAGGUCGUGGAUGUUCUGGCGACGGGGGAGGCGGUUUAG